This is a messenger RNA of Aspergillus homomorphus CBS 101889, 433 nucleotides long. RefSeq lists its product as uncharacterized. Bases 101 to 376 code for a protein of 91 amino acids. The transcript has a single exon. The record is from RefSeq and is a predicted model, not a curated record. NCBI's taxonomy places the organism in Eukaryota, Fungi, Ascomycota, Eurotiomycetes, Eurotiales, Aspergillaceae.
AUUUCUAUGGUACUAGGACAAUAUCUGUUUAAUAUCGAUAAGUCUGUCCUUUCAGAUUGAUCGGGGGCCAAAUACACAGUAUAAAACUCUUAAGGAGGACAUGCACGUGGAUGAAGUACUAGAGUUGAAAGUACGAAAAGAGAAAGGCAUCAACAUCACCACCCGACAGCCAUCACCACCACUAUUAAGGCUAUUGCAACUACUACAACCACCGCAAGGCUCUUUUCGCCUCCUCCAUUCACCUCCUCCUGACCCCUCUUCUCCUGUUACCAACAACGUACCACGCUACCACCUCUUUCCACCCACACCCCUGCUCUUGCUGCUGCUGCUGCUGGCGCUACGCAUCACUCCGGUCAACCUCAUUUACCCGCCGUAGAAGCGACAUUCCCCACGACCGGACCGGGGGCGCAGUCACCGUCGGCCUUCAUUACAG